Messenger RNA from Hyaena hyaena (striped hyena), 676 nucleotides. RefSeq names its product heat shock protein family B (small) member 3 (gene HSPB3). The transcript has a single exon. Gene Ontology annotation, cellular component: nuclear speck; cytoplasm. Lineage: Eukaryota; Metazoa; Chordata; Mammalia; Carnivora; Hyaenidae. The record is from RefSeq and is a predicted model, not a curated record. The coding region runs from base 103 to 555 and encodes 150 amino acids.
CUGUUGGGACUGAUAAUCUCGUCAGUAGGCAACUGAGAGGGUUCGCUCCUGACGGCACAUAGACGGAAGCGAAGCUGUUCAGUGCUGGCUUUGACUCCGACCAUGGCAAAAAUCAUCUUGAGGCACCUCAUAGAAACUCCAGUGCGCUACGAGGAGGAGUUUGAAGCUCGAGGUUUGGAAGACUGCAGGCUGGAUCAUGCUUUAUACGCGCUACCGGGGCCAACCACGGUGGAUGUGAGCAAAGCCAGGGCGGCCCAGGUGCCUCGGGUGGACUCAGUGGCGGAGAUACCGACCGAAGAAGGCAAGUCCCGCUUCCAGAUCCUGCUGGACGUGGUCCAGUUCCUCCCCGAGGAUAUCAUCAUUCAGACCUUCGAAGGCUGGCUACUGAUCAAGGCUCAGCACGGAGCCAGAAUGGAUGAGCAUGGUUUUAUCUCAAGAAGCUUCACCCGCCAGUAUAAACUGCCUGAUGGCAUUGAGACCAAAGAUUUGUCCGCCAUCCUCUGUCACGAUGGAAUUCUGGUGGUGGAAGUGAAGGAUCCAGUUGGGACUAACUGACAUAAAUUCCUGUUCAUUUGGCUCCAGGAAGAUGGCAGUACAGCCAAUGGUACCACCUGGAAUGUUUGUAUUAACCAUAUUUGAAAUGAUUUUUAUGAAGAUUAAAAGUAUAGACAUAGUU